AUGUAUAAACAUCCCGUGGCGAUGACGCUCCGCCGCUCGUUCCGGGAGGGCUUCCCCACCACCAACUCCCCUGAUCCCAUGCUUGAUCUUGAGAUGAGAUAUACCAAAGCCGCCCCCAAUCAGAUGUUCAGCUCAAUACGUGAGAUCGAAAAUGCAACAUCCUCACACGUACCCACCGCCCCUUCUCAAUCUGCCCACAAUCCAAUCGUUUGCAUAAAAGCCGCUACGGGUGGGAGAGGCGGGCCUUGA
This is a messenger RNA of Pyricularia oryzae 70-15, 249 nucleotides long. RefSeq lists its product as uncharacterized. Lineage: Eukaryota; Fungi; Ascomycota; Sordariomycetes; Magnaporthales; Pyriculariaceae. The transcript is spliced from 2 exons. Bases 1 to 249 code for a protein of 82 amino acids. The record is from RefSeq and is a predicted model, not a curated record.